AUGCGGCCGCCGCUUCCCUGGCUCCUGACCGGGCUGCUGCUGGGAGCGCUGUGCGAGGAGGCUGCCGCGGCGAACAGCGACCCGCCGGCCCGCUCGACGCCCCCGCAAGGCAGCACCCCCGGGGAGGCGACGCGGAGCAGCAAUGGCAGCAGCAGGGCCCCGCCCGAGCGGGACCAGCCCAUGACCCAGCGCGCCCUGGCUGUGCUCGUGGUGGCCAGCGCCGCCCUCAUCGUCUACUUCGUGAUCCGGACCGUGCGCCUCAGAAAAAGAAACAAAAAGACCCGAAGGUAUGGAGUUUUGGACACCAACAUAGAAAAUAUGGAGUUGACGCCAUUAGAACAAGAUGAUGAUGAUGAUGAUACAACAUUGUUUGAUGCCAAUCAUCCUCGAAGAUAAGUAUGUGCCUUUCAUUGAGAGAAAUCAACAGAAAGAGGAGGUUAUGCAGGAGGAAUAAGAAGCCAAUAUAUCAACAGGGUUGGGGGGGUAUUUAAAUUGUAUAUAUUAUGGUAUGCUUAGUUUGUUGCAAUAAAUACUAUAACAAUUUGUUGUACCUCUUUGUAUAUACAGAAAUACUCUAAAUUCAGAGGGGUGUACACUAAAAUUCAAAACUAUUUGGAAAAGAGAUUCCCUUUUAAAACAGGGUAUUUUCUGCUUAUUUUAAUUCCCCUAUUUGUGUAUAUGUAUGGUAUACUUUUCUAUACCAAUCUGGAAUAUGUUCACUUAUUUUUGCCAAUGUAAUAUUUUAAGUCUGUAUCAACAACAUCAUCUUAUGUAUGUGUGAAUUUUGUAGUACGGCUAGAUUUUCUGUAGUUUAGUUGAGAUUCUUUCCCUAUCUUGAAAAAGCUCUGUGCCAAACUACUGCCUCUUUUUUGUUUGAAAUUUUUAACUAAAUGAAUGUGAGUUGCUGUACGUAAACAUUAUUUAAAACUGCCAAGUGCACCAAUAAAAUGUUUACAAU
This is a messenger RNA of Emys orbicularis (European pond turtle), 958 nucleotides long. RefSeq names its product family with sequence similarity 174 member A (gene FAM174A). The record is from RefSeq and is a predicted model, not a curated record. The coding region runs from base 1 to 396 and encodes 131 amino acids. Lineage: Eukaryota; Metazoa; Chordata; Testudines; Emydidae. The transcript is spliced from 3 exons.